UCACAGCAGAAGCCAUGCAGACUAUCACUACUGCUCCGGAUGCUUCAGGGCCUGAAACCAAAGUCCAGGAGGAAGAGCAUGACCUUGUUGAUGAUGACAUCACCACUGGUUGCUUAUCAAGUGUUCCGCAGAUGAAAAAAAUUUCCACGUCUUAUGAGGAAAGACGGAAGCAAGCUACUGCUAUUGUUUUACUUGGAGUGAUCGGAGCUGAAUUUGGUGCCGAAAUUGAACCUCCUAAACUAUUGACCAGACCUCGAAGCUCUAGUCAAAUUCCUGAGGGAUUUGGCUUGACUAGCGGUGGAUCCAACUACUCACUGGCCAGACAUACUU
This is a messenger RNA of Carlito syrichta (Philippine tarsier), 330 nucleotides long. RefSeq names its product WD repeat-containing protein 7-like. The record is from RefSeq and is a predicted model, not a curated record. The annotation marks the transcript as partial. The transcript is spliced from 2 exons. NCBI's taxonomy places the organism in Eukaryota, Metazoa, Chordata, Mammalia, Primates, Tarsiidae.